AUGCCGUUCGAAUUAAAUAACCAAAAUAAAACUAAAUACAAAUGUUCAUAUUCUCAAAAACAAUCAAAAUCCCCAGAGAACCAGUCUGAACCAGAAAAACCAAAUUUUGAACUUUCGGGAAAAUUAGCAGCAGAAAGUAAUCAUAUUAACGGAAUACCAUUAAAAUAUUAUGAACCAUCUGAAGCUCAUAAGCCUGAUAAAUUAUGGCAACUAUAUGUAUUUAAAAAUGAUGAACAAGUCAGCAUUUUUGAUAUUGAUCAAAAAAGCUCUUAUCUAUUUGGAAGAGAUCGUUUGGUUGCAGAUAUUCCACUAGAUCAUCCAUCAUGUUCAAAACAACAUGCAGUUAUCCAAUUUCGCCAAAUAAAAUCCAAAAACACUAUUUCGGAACAUAUAAUAAAGCCUUAUAUUAUCGAUCUCAAAUCAACUAAUGGAACUUUUCUUAAUAAUGAACGUAUUCUUGAUAGUCGCUAUAUUGAACUCAAACCAAAAGAUAUACUUAAAUUUGCAGAUUCAACUCGAGAAUAUAUUUUACUCCAUAAUAACAUUUAG
This is a messenger RNA of Pneumocystis murina B123, 549 nucleotides long. RefSeq lists its product as hypothetical. Bases 1 to 549 code for a protein of 182 amino acids. The transcript has 4 exons. The record is from RefSeq and is a predicted model, not a curated record. Gene Ontology annotation, molecular function: mRNA binding; protein binding. Gene Ontology annotation, cellular component: nucleus. NCBI's taxonomy places the organism in Eukaryota, Fungi, Ascomycota, Pneumocystomycetes, Pneumocystales, Pneumocystaceae. Gene Ontology annotation, biological process: maintenance of RNA location; mRNA splicing, via spliceosome.